Molecule: messenger RNA, 897 nt
Organism: Sclerotinia borealis F-4128
Lineage: Eukaryota; Fungi; Ascomycota; Leotiomycetes; Helotiales; Sclerotiniaceae
Source: the annotation of a GenBank genome assembly
AUGGCAGAUGUCCGUUCACUUCUCAGAAAUGAACGAGCUGCUCGUCGCAUUCAACACAAACAUGCCGGUUAUUCAACUGCGGGUAUUCUGAUGUGCCAUGUUUGUCAUUUACAAUUAAAGAGUGAAUCAUUAUGGGAGGGACAUUUGCGAUCACCAGGACAUAUUAUACGAUUAUCAAAACAACAAGAGGCAGAACGUGAGCGCAAUGCUGCGGCAGAUACAGAUGGCGGCGAAGGAAAUAACAAAAAGAGGAAAGCGGACGAUGAGGAGGAGGAUAUAGGUUAUGGUACUGGUACAUCGAAAAAGCGCAGUAAAGCUUCACCUAUUUCACUGGAAGAAUCUUUUGUGCCAGCUACAGAAAUAUCAAAGGAAAGAUCCGAAUCACCUUCGAAAUCAGGAAUACCUCCUGAUAUGCAAAUCCCCUCUCGUCCGGCAACGCCAGCGAAAAUAACCAAAUCGCCACCUCCAAUAAAUCAAACCACAGUGGAUGAAGAUGAAUGGGCCGCAUUUGAAGCAGAUGUCGCGGCUGCAGAUGUUCCAGCAGAGGUCGAAUCAGAAGCUGUCAUAUCUGCACCUGCAAUGACUACGGCAGAAGUAGCGGCUCGAUCAACAGAGGAGGAGAAGACUCGGAAGAAACAAAUCUUGGAAGCCGAGUUGGAAGGGGACAAGGAAGAUGCAGAUAAAAAAUUACAGGAUGAAUUCGAAACAAUGGAAAGUUUAGAACUGAAAGUCAAGCGGUUACGGGAGAAACGAGAAGCUUUAAGAGAGAAACAAAAUAAGGCGAGUGCACCAACCGAAACUCCAAUAGCCGUGGAUACAUUGGAAGACGAUGAUGACGAUGACGAUGAGGAUGAGGAUGAGGAUGAGGAUAAUUGGGAUGGAUUUAGAUUAAGAUGA